Molecule: messenger RNA, 2066 nt
Organism: Pezoporus occidentalis (night parrot)
Lineage: Eukaryota; Metazoa; Chordata; Aves; Psittaciformes; Psittacidae
Gene: TMEM135
Product: transmembrane protein 135
Exons: 15
Coding region: 155-1531 (458 amino acids)
Source: RefSeq, a predicted model, not a curated record
CCCGCCCCGCGGCGGGCGCGGAUUGGCUGCGGGCCUCACGCGAGGCGCGCGGGAAGGGCAAGGGGGGGGGGGGGGGGAGCGAGCUCGUCUGCCCGCGAGUAACCCCGGCAGCGCCCCGCGCGACCUCCCCGCGGCUGAGGCGGCGGCGGCAAAGAUGGCGGCGCUGAGCAAGUCCAUCCCCCACAGCUGCUACGAGAUCGGGCACACCUGGCACCCCCGCUGCGCCGUGGCCGCCGCGCACGUCAGCCGCAGCGCGCUGGCGGAGUCCCUCCGCAUCUACGGCACCUUGUACCUGAUUGCAGCUAUUCUCAGGAAACGAAAACUUGACUAUUAUUUGUACAAACUGCUACCUGAGAUCUUGCAAUCAACUUCCUUUCUGACAGCAAAUGGGACCUUGUAUAUUGUUUGCUUUUGCAUUCUAAGGAAGAUACUUGGAAAAUUCUACAUCUGGUCUCCUGGCUUUGGUGCUGCAUUACCUGCCUCCUACAUGGCUAUUCUCAUUGAAAGGAAAAGCAGGAGAGGUCUCCUCACAAUCUACAUGGCCAAUCAAGCCACAGAAACCUUGUUCCGAAUGGCAGUGGCACGAGGGACGAUCACACCAUUAAGACAUGGAGAAGUCCUUUUGUUCUGCAUCACAGCUGCUCUGUUCAUGUUCUUUUUCAGAUGCAAAGACGGCUUGAAAGGAUUUACAUACUCUGCACUAAAGUUCAUUGUAGGGAAAGAAGAAAUCCCCACUCAUUCGUUUUCACCUGAAACAGCAUUUUCAAAAACAGAUAGAAAGAUAAAGCCCUGUGAAAAAGUAUCACAGCGGAUGAACAUACUGACUCUGACAAAAAAGCUCAUGGACAAAGUGUGCAAACAUGGCCCAAGGCACAGAUGCUGUAAACACUACGGAGAUAAUUGCAUCUCAUAUUGUAUUAAAGGCUUCAUUAGGAUGUUUAGCAUCGGUUACCUGAUCCAGUGUUGCCUUCGGAUUCCAUCCACCUUCCGGCAUCUGUUUACACAACCAUCCAGGCUACUUUCACUCUUCUACAACAAGGAAAACUUCCAGCUCGGAGCUUUUCUGGGAUCUUUCGUCAGUAUAUACAAAGGUACUAGUUGCUUCCUGCGUUGGGUACGAAACCUAGAUGAUGAGCUUCAUGCACUUGUAGCUGGGUGUCUAGCAGGAAUUUCCAUGAUGUUUUACAAAAGUACUACUAUCUCUAUGUAUCUGGCGUCCAAAUUAGUAGAGACUAUAUACUUCAAAGGCAUUGAAGCAGGGAAGGUUCCCUAUUUUCCUCAUGCAGAUAGCAUCAUCUAUGCCAUUUCCACGUCGAUAUGCUUUCAGGCAGCUGUCAUGGAAGUUCAGAACCUGAGACCUUCAUACUGGAAGUUUCUUCUUCGACUAACAAAGGGCAGGUUUGCUGUUAUGAACAGGAAAGCUUUAGAUGUAUUUGGUACCGAAGCAUCUAAGUACUUCAAGGAUUUCACACCUAAGCUUGACCCAAGAUACACUGUUGUACCACCAGAGCUACCGCUGGAGUUGUCUUGAACACGACAGUGUAUCUUGUCAUUGAAUGUGAUCAGCUUUUUGUCCUGAGAAGUUAAUUAACUUAACAGUCAUAUAUAUGGAGGAGGGCUUGGGCUCCACUUCAGUAUUAUUUCAAUGAGAAAUGCUUUUUACCAAUCAAAAGUACUGAAGCUUUGCAGGAAAGUGUGGCUUAAUGAUUAAGCCCCUUCCAUAGACAGAAACUAUUUUUGGAUGACUGUAGUUGGUUGGCAGUCUGGUAGAUUCCUGGAUGAAUUAAACAAAUGAGUAAUAUAUUUAGAGAAGUAAAAUAUAAAGUAUCCAUAACAACUUCCAGAAAAAUCUGUAAUUCACAGUAGUAAAACUAAAAGUAAUUCUUAAUUUAGAAAGGAAGACAAGUGGCAUAGUUUAGCUCCAGAAUUUUGGCUGAUCUUACAGCUGUUGCAGUCAGGUAGAAAUGCCUCCUUGGAUUUCUAAAUUGUGUCACUGCCCACUGGUUAUUUAAAACAGCAGUACUUUUACACAGCUGUAGCUGCAAAAUAAGGGAUUCCUCUGGAAA